Microbotryum saponariae is the source of this 159-nucleotide messenger RNA. The record is from the annotation of a GenBank genome assembly. Lineage: Eukaryota; Fungi; Basidiomycota; Microbotryomycetes; Microbotryales; Microbotryaceae.
AUGCCUCUCGAGCAUUUAAAAUUCCGAGCUUCCAAGGCUCGACGGCGUCAAACCGAGCAGCCGGCCCGUAUCCUCCUUCCAAGUCAGCCUUCUGCCGCCGAGCGCGAGGCGUCGACGACGGAUUCGACUCCUCUUCACGCGGAUACGCUGAUCAACUGA